AUGUCUCACAGUGCACUUAUCGUUUCGGACGUGGAUAUUCUGGCCGAUGUGACCGUCAACUCGAGACACAUUGAGAUAUUUUCACUGGAUUAUGACCUAUCAGCAGCGCUUUCAGCAUUAGAUAUCCGAAGCCCGCUUCAAAAUAUGACGUCGUCUUUUAUGCCAUGGCACAUGCCUCGCACAUACCUCGAGGGUCCUCUACGUCCUGCUACCCUGAAGCCCAGUCAUUAUAGACACCAGCAGCCACAUGAUGAACCCACCUAUGGGAAGGGUACCCUAUCCUCCCGGAUAACCGGGAGCCACCGGGUUCACCUGCCUCAGAAACCACCUUCUGCACAUGCCAUUGCAGCCCAGGACAAAGAGCUCCCUCAGCUCCCUAUCAACCUCGAUGCCUCAGAGCAAGACAAGAUCUUGCACAAAGUCAAUGACCGCCUAUCCCAGUGUGCGUAUGACUUCAUCCCGAAGUACCAGUUCCCCGUUCCCAUCGAGCAAGACAAGAGACCCGUCAAGGUCCCCUCGGACCGCGAGUGGACCGAAUGGGUUCACCUUCUGAAGCGACUGGCGACUACACGGCGCAUCCCUGCCCGCCUCUUAUAUAACGGCCAAAUCAAGCAGCUCAUCACUGUCCUAGAAAACUCUGGAAAUGUGCCCUGCUGCCAAGCACCAGACCAGCUCAUUUCCGCGGCAAUCCAGGCGGCCAAGACCCUCAAGAAUUCCAGCACCAUGCAGUUCCUCGAUUGUGUUUAUAUUGACACCGAGAAGCUAAUACUGGAUCGACAUGGCCGUCGGGUGAGAUUCGCCAGCACUUGA
This is a messenger RNA of Penicillium robsamsonii, 810 nucleotides long. RefSeq lists its product as uncharacterized. The transcript has 3 exons. Lineage: Eukaryota; Fungi; Ascomycota; Eurotiomycetes; Eurotiales; Aspergillaceae. The record is from RefSeq and is a predicted model, not a curated record. Bases 1 to 810 code for a protein of 269 amino acids.